AUGGCCGAUGGAAAACAUUUAAUUAAAGAAUGGCUUAGUGAAUAUUCAUCUCUUCAAGAUCACGAAAUUAAGAGUUUUGCAGCAGAGCAUGAACAUAAUCAUGAAAUUGCUACAGCAAUAUUCAAUAUUUUGAACAAUGAAGAUUCAAAGGGUCAUCAAUCAUCUAGUCAAGAUAUCGAUGAAGAGAUGUUGGAAAAUGUUUGCAUGCAGUUGUUCAGUUUCUACAGAUCGAAGGAAAUGGAGUUGCAAAGGUUUACCUUGCAAUUUGUCCCCACCCUUAUAAACAUAUAUCUACGCUCUGUAGCUGUAAGCAAUUGUAAAUCCAUAAGAUGCAUUGAAACAUUACUCAUAGGUAUAUACAACUUUGAAGUGGUGGAUGAAACUGGUAAACCUAAAGUUGUCUCCUUUAGGUUACCCUCUUUAGCCCAGGCCUCUAUCUACCAUGAGCCUCUAAGCCUGGGAUCUCAGUUUUUAACCGAAAGUGCAUUACGCAGAUGGGAGGAAUGUAAUACCAAACUUGUGAGCUGGGGACCUCUACCACAAGUCGAAAUUCUUAAUGCACAAAAUAGAUUAAAAGUCAUGGCAGCACUACUGUUUAUAUACAAUAGGCACUUAAGUUUGCUUCCUAAACUGGCAUUGCGACACUUUUGUAUUGCAGCUUCAAGAAUAGUAACUCAAGGUUUUAAUAUAAAGAAAACUGCAUUAAAAUCAAAACCUAUUCAACGAAUUCCGGUGACAUCAAAUUUCUUGCUGGAAAUGAUUGAGGGUGCAUACUUUGCUAUGUUUAAUGAAUUUUACACAUUAGCAUUACAAGCCGUUCAGGAUAUAGACGAAAGAGCUCAAUAUGAGUUACUUCCAGAUGUUAUGCUUGUAACUAGUGCGGUAAUCAAUUCGUUAAAAAGUAAUCCUUCAGGUCAACCCUGUGAUGGUCCCAUGGGAAUUAGUGUUGCUUUAUCACCCGCUACAACAACAGUUACUAUGUCCAAAUCUAUGAUUACAAAUGCUUCAUUUAGAACUAAAAAACUUCCAGAUGACAUUCCAAUACAAGCCGGGCAGGUAAUACCAACUGAAUCAACAGAUAUGCUAACAUCAAUCACAGAAGAAGGUGAAGUUGAGAAUGCGGCGCCUAUGCAAAGAGGUGGUCCAGUCAGAAUCUCCAAACCGAAAUUAAGUAGUUUUCCCGUUUUGAGCAAAAAAACAAAGGACUCUAAGGAGAAAAAUAUUUCCGCAGCGGAUAAAAGGAGUAAUUCGAAAGAUUCUAAAGGAAUAUGGAACUCUAUUAGCGGAGGAGGUGAUAUGAUAGAUGCACAAAAGGCAAGCAAUGAUGAUGGAAGUGGCAGUCAAAAGGACGAAAUAUCAUUAACAUCUGUCCAAAAUAGUACAGAAACAUCGGAUUCGCGCUCUCAAGUCACCACUGAUUCAUUGGAAAUUGAACCAGGAUCGCGUUUUGCAGCCAUGCAAGUUAGUUCCGUUUAA
Leptosia nina is the source of this 1476-nucleotide messenger RNA. NCBI's taxonomy places the organism in Eukaryota, Metazoa, Arthropoda, Insecta, Lepidoptera, Pieridae. The record is from the annotation of a GenBank genome assembly.